UCGAGGCACAGCCGGCCGUGUGCGCUGGCGUCCGUCGCGCCUCUCUGGGAUUUUCGCGGACAAGUACCGAACACACACACACACACACACACCAUGCAGGGCCCCUGCACGCUCGCCGCAGCCGCCGCGCUCGCCGCCGGCUACCUCCUCUACAAGCGGCACAAGCGGAUGCGCGCGCCUGUGAUGGAGCUCCCUCGGCUGGAUGGCAAGACCUGCACCCCGUCCGAGGUGUGCGCGCUGCUGCGCUCGCACGGAGUAGUAGUCAUCGACGAGGCCGUUCCGGGAGAGGUCAUGGAUCGCGUCGUCGCCGAAUUGGACGGGGUGGGUGGCACCUUUGUCGGCGGAAAGCACUCCUUUGCGGGCCACCACACGCGACGAAACGCCGCCAAACCGCUCGGCGAGUCGACCACAGUCCAGGAGCUGGCAGUCCACCCGACGGCGCUCGGCGGCGGCGAGGCGCUCCUCGGGCCGUGGUGCAAGAAGGUCUGCCUCGGAACUUGCUCGUGCAUCUCGGUCGAGCCUCACGGGGCGCUGGGAGACGACGAGCCGUGCGGCAGCCAGGUCCUACACCGCGACGACUCGAUGUGGGGGGCCUCGUCAUGGCGCUGGCUGCCGCAGACGCCGCUCGAGGGCCGCCCGCAGCUCUCCGUCUCGUGCAUGUGGGCCGUCGCCGACUUCACCGCCGGCAACGGCGCCACUCGCUUCCUCCCGGGGAGCCACACCUGGUACCGCGACGGCGACGGCUACGGCGAGGCGGAGCUGCCGCCCGGCGUCUCCGACGCGGCCCACGCGGUGCAGGCGGCGAUGCGGAAGGGCUCGUGCGUCCUCUGGGCGGGCGGCACGCUGCACGGCGCCUCGGGGCAGCGGAAGGGCAACACGGCCUCGCGCCGCGGGCUCCUCUUCAUCUACAACCUCGGCUACCUCAAGCCCGAGCACAACUUCCACUGGUCGAUGCCGCACGAGGUGAUGAUGACGUUUGGCGAGAGGCUGCUCGACCUGAUUGGGUACACGGGCGCCAACGCGGUCGACCACCCGUGGUACCGCGGGCCGGUCUACACGCAGCCCUACCUCGGGGGAGGACGCGGCUCGACGGCGGGCGACGGCGUGCAGUUCUGAGGGCUAGUCCCGGGCAGGCGGCGCGCCCCUGCUGGUGGGAACCAGAGCCGGUCCCGCGAUACCCCCUCCACUACGAGGAGGAGCUGCGGCGCUCAAUGUACAAGGACUAGUGGCUGUAUUCUUUCUGUCUGUCUGUCUCGCGUUCGUACUGUACGCCCCAUUCUGUUGCGGGAGCUGGCCUGUCCCUUAGGGCCUGUCCUUUGGGGGCAGGUCGCUCACCGCCACGUGCACUGCGCCUUGCACAUUGAUUUUGGGGCUCCUGCCGCUAGAAGUCCUCGUGCCCGGGUAUGCGGGUGUGGAGAUGCACGGAAUUCUUU
Emiliania huxleyi CCMP1516 is the source of this 1433-nucleotide messenger RNA. RefSeq lists its product as hypothetical. The coding region runs from base 94 to 1116 and encodes 340 amino acids. The record is from RefSeq and is a predicted model, not a curated record. The transcript is spliced from 12 exons. NCBI's taxonomy places the organism in Eukaryota, Haptophyta, Isochrysidales, Noelaerhabdaceae.